AUGGCUAUCAGGACGGUUCCCCAUAAUGGGAAUGGGUCCAAAGAAAUGUACCAAAAGUCAAAUUCAUCAUCUUCGUCGCUUGUGGGCUCGCUGAUCAAGUCGUGGAAGACGCCGUCAUCGGCGAAGUCGAAUCAGCUGGCGUCGCCAUCGCUGGAGCCUGCAGAUAGCGAUGGGAAUAUUAGCGCCAUCAGGAGGUCGCAGACUAUGCAGCGGUCCCUGUCGAGCCACAGCAGCAGCCACCGCGGCGUGCACUUGAGCCCGCUUCGGAGCAACACCACGGGCGGGUCUAACCACGCUGGCGGCAAAAAAGACAAGUAUUUUACGGACCUGGACGAGGACUGGAGUGCGGUAAUUGACGAUUACAACACACCCAUACCGAUGAUGGCAAACGGCGGGAUCGAGACGAUGAUACGGCCACUAAUGGGGGCACAGAAGACGGCUGACAAGGGCGCGCGCAGCUCGCCGCUGCGGCGGUCGGGCAGCUACCCUAGCUUGCCGCAGAUGUCUACACCGGGCGGGAAGCAUAUCAGCGCUGAACUGCGCUUGCAGCUGGAGGCCCAGCACGAGCGCGAUGUACAGGAGCUUAAUGCCGUGAUGCAACGCCUGGCCAAGUUUCAGGCAGUGCUGGAACCGCAAGGCAGUGCGUCCCAGGUGAUUAAACUGAACGAUCUACGGAAACUGAGCUGGAAUGGCGUUCCCAUGGUACACAGGCCUCAGGUAUGGAAGCUGUUGAUCGGCUACUUACCUGCAAAUCUCAAGCGCCAGCAGAGUACCAUCCAGCGGAAACGCCAGGAGUACCGCGACGGCAUCCAGCGCGUAUUCUCGGAUCUUCACUUGCGCGAUGAACCAACAUGGCACCAGAUUGAGAUAGACAUCCCCAGGACGAAUCCCCACAUACCCCUAUAUCAGUUCAAGGUUGUGCAGGAAAGCUUGCAAAAGAUCCUCUACCUGUGGGCAAUCAGACACCCCGCUAGCGGCUACGUGCAGGGAAUCAACGACCUCGUAACACCCUUCUACCAAGUGUUCCUAUCCGAGUACCUUUCUCCCUCGCAGAAAGACAAGGUGGACACCUUGGACCCCGCAUCGUAUCUCACGCCGAGUCAGCAACAAGAUGUCGAGGCAGAUUCUUUCUGGUGUCUCACGAAACUCGUGGAACAGAUCACAGACUACUAUAUCCACGGACAACCAGGUAUUCUAACCCAGGUCAAACAUCUCGGCCAGUUGGUCAAACGUAUCGACGGUGACCUGUAUGCGCAUUUCCAGGCCGAGGGCGUGGAGUUCAUUCAGUUUGCCGUCCGGUGGAUGAGCUGCCUGCUGAUGCGCGAGUUCCAAAUGAACAUGGUAAUUCGGAUGUGGGACACAUAUCUAUCAGAGACUUCUCUCGAAACAUAUACUGAUUCUCCCGCCAAGUCUGUAUCAGCUAUCACUUCUCCGCCGUCCACUAUGGCCUCGUCUGCAACAGGCGCUUCUGCUGCUGUGGGCUCUUCACCAAAUGCCCCUCCACGCCAGCCAUCUCUCAGCGAAUUUCAUGUUUUCGUCUGUGCCGCCUUCCUAGUGAAAUGGAGCGAUCAGUUGGUCAGCAUGGACUUCCAGGCUAUCAUUACCUUCCUACAGAACCCGCCUACGAGGCACUGGACAGAGUCUGAAGUCGAGAUGUUGCUUAGUGAAGCUUAUAUUUGGCAGUCAUUAUAUAAGGAUGCUAUUUCCCACUGGCGCUAA
This is a messenger RNA of Eremothecium gossypii ATCC 10895, 1719 nucleotides long. RefSeq names its product GTPase-activating protein GYP1 (gene GYP1). Bases 1 to 1719 code for a protein of 572 amino acids. Gene Ontology annotation, molecular function: GTPase activator activity. The transcript has a single exon. Gene Ontology annotation, cellular component: Golgi apparatus. The record is from RefSeq and is marked provisional. Lineage: Eukaryota; Fungi; Ascomycota; Saccharomycetes; Saccharomycetales; Saccharomycetaceae. Gene Ontology annotation, biological process: activation of GTPase activity.